GUUUUCGUAGAAAGGCUGAAAAUUGGCAAUAAUUUGGCAAAAAAGGGUACUACGCUCUGGCCAAUCAAACGACACAAUCAUCACAGCAUGUCCAUGCCACCAGCGCCUCCAUCCCUUGCCACUACAGCAGCCGUGGACACUGCGGUACAACCAAACGACCCUCCACAUAAGAAAAACAAGCGCACCAAGUCAUAUGGGAGCUACCUCCCGCUGGGUCCGACUCAACGGACCUACUGCGCGACCGUGAGCUACGACGGCACUGGCUUUGUCGGAUUCCAGCUGCAAGACCAUGAACGCAAUGUCGCAAGCAAUAGUAGUAGUAGUAGUAUUAGAACUAGCACGGCCAAAGCAGUACGCACCGUGCAAUUGGUCUUGGAAGACGCGCUGCUGCGCACCACGGGCGAAACUAUCCGCAUUCGAGGCGCAAGUCGCACAGACAAGGGCGUGCAUGCCGUCGGGCAGGUCGUCGCGUUUACCAGUGCCGUCGCCAUCGACUCGAACGAAGUGUUUCUGCGAGCCCUCAACACCCGCCUCCCAGACGAUGUCGUCGUUACGAGUAUGACACACGACGUUGACGUGGACUUUGACCCACGAAAGCAAAGCCAGGCCAAAUGCUACAUCUAUCGACUCCGACAUGGAACUGUGCGCGUUCCGUUGGCGCGCCAUCAAGUGUGGCAGAUGUCGAAAGAGCUGGAUGUGGACAAGAUGGUGGAGGCGGCGGCGUGGCUUCAAAACGAUGUUGCACAGGACUUUCGACAGUUUACCCCAGCCAAAGCCCUCGCGCCAGACAAAAGCACCCUGUGCACAGUCACUAAAGUACACUUGUGGACAGAUAAAGCCGACCAAACUGUGCACAUUCAAGUGGUGGGCAACCGGUUCCUCUACAAAAUGGUGCGUACGAUCGUGGGGGUACUCGUGGAAGUGGGGUUGGGACGCGCAACGUCGCAGCAAGUCCAACUGAUGAUGGCGCAGCCGAUGGCAUCGCAUCGGUCCAUCAGCACUGGCGCGCCACCUCAUGGCCUCGUGUUGCAGUGGAUUCAGUUGAUAGAAGCAUAACACCUUCAUUCGUUCAAGUGCAUUCAAAUUAAGGAGUGAGCAAAACUAGCUACUGCAAGUCGGCAGACAAUCCAAUGACCUAUCAAAACCCA
Molecule: messenger RNA, 1148 nt
Organism: Aphanomyces astaci
Lineage: Eukaryota; Oomycota; Saprolegniomycetes; Saprolegniales; Verrucalvaceae
Product: tRNA pseudouridine(38-40) synthase
Exons: 3
Coding region: 88-1056 (322 amino acids)
Biological process (GO): tRNA pseudouridine synthesis
Molecular function (GO): RNA binding; pseudouridine synthase activity
Source: RefSeq, a predicted model, not a curated record